Messenger RNA from Paramuricea clavata, 857 nucleotides. The record is from the annotation of a GenBank genome assembly. Lineage: Eukaryota; Metazoa; Cnidaria; Anthozoa; Malacalcyonacea; Plexauridae.
AGGAACAUGCUGAUGACAUCAAGAAUAUCCAUGCUGAUGAGAAACCUCAAACUACAAUUAUACAAUCUGUCAAAAUUUUCUUUGCUACACAAACAGGAACUGCUCAGGUUGAUAAAGGACUCUUCUUAUGUAAAGUUUAUCCAUUGAUCCUCCUCUUGACGAGUAAAAUGAUGUGGCAUUAGACAGUCAAGUAAAAUAAUAAAUUCAAUGCAUUUGGGCACAUUACAAAAUUCAAACAUGGCUGAACAUUUUUGGAAAUGUACAUGCAGUCACACAUUUGCAAAAUUUCCCGAAUUUGUGUACUGUUCUGAAUUCAGAAGAGAAUUAGUUCUAGCUAUUAUGUUUGGGUAUGGUAGCAUGCACACAUAGCUAAGUGUAAUACUGGUACUGUAUUUUUUCUUUUAGUAUUUUGCUGGCAUAUUGCAGAAGAAAUUAAAUCAAGAGUUAGAACUGAAUUCAAAAGUGAUUGAUUUAAAGAAUUAUGAUCCUGAUGAUUCCUUAGCAAAUGAGGUUACAGUAUGUUUUUGUCUUUGUAACUAAACCAUUAAGCCUAAUGCAUCCCAGACUCAGCAGUCACAGUAAAAUUGUAGACAACAGUGUUAAUAUAAUAAAUAUUAAUUGCCAGAUCAACCCCUCAACCUUGUGCAUAUUUAUCCUGGCAACAUAUACUGAUGGUCAACCCACUGAAGGCACUGGCUGGUUUUACAAAUGGCUCAGAGAGACUGCUGUUGAUUUUCGAGUUCAAAAAUCUUUACUACUUGGUCUAAAUUAUUGUGUGCUUGGCCUUGGGAAUUCUCUUUAUGAGGAUUAUUUUAAUACUGUAAGUAUCGUGUGACAAGAGUGCUUCAUUGUAGAAC